AUGGAUACUAGCGACGCCGAGGGAGACGCGGCUGAUCCCGACGACAGGCCGACAUGUAUCACACCCCCUGCGACAGGGCUUCAGUUUCUCCGCGCUGUGCAUGCAGAUAACGCUCGCGAUGAGGAGGAGCUGGGCGAUGGCGGUACCGAAUGGAUGCGCCGUCCUGGCAAGGAAAGUGGCGGCAUGGAAGAUGCGUACGACGAUUGGUGUCCUUCUCCGCGCCCGAUGAAUGACGCUGCUGAGUCCGACAGUGUUGAGGAGUGGAUCGCCUCGCCGCGAAACGAGGUUGCUGCAGAGCCGGCUGAAACGGUUGCAACGCAGGUCGUCGAUGCGGCCACUCCUGAGUCAUCCGGUUCAGUCGCUGUGAAGAAGCGACGGUACACGCAGCAGGUUUUGCAGUGGGGAACACCGCCUCCGAAGCCCGUCGCUCCACCUCCCCGUGCUGCCCCACCCCCCAUUCGUCCCCUUACAGAUGAGGAGAAGAAGGAGAAGGCGUACCUGAAGGCGCAGAAGAGCUACAAGUCUGAUUGGCUGCCGAAGUUUGACUGGCUGAUUCUGGACAAGACGCCAGAGGGUGACCCGUGCCUGCGCUGCAGUGUCUGCAUGGAGCACGGGAAGGACAACGCGCGUUACGGUCGCAAUGGCGCUGGCGGUCGUGAUCUGCAGAUCGGGUCGAUGCGGUGGCACGAGAACAGCGCGAAGCACGACGCCAUGAACAAGCAGGCAAACCUUCUGCAGAAGAUCGUGGACCAGAAGAAGAUUGAAGACUUCACGAAUGGAGAUCCGGAAGGCUGUCGCGUCGCGGUACUCAUGCGCGCCAUGCGUUUUGUGUGCCGUACCGACACACCCAUCCACAUGUACCCACAGGUCGUGCAGCUUCUCGCAGAGGAGGGGGUCGCCAACAUUCCGCAACAAAGCUAUGGAGUGUACAUCACGCACGAAGCACUUGCUGUGAAGGAGACGGCCAAAGCCGAGCAGUUCCAAGAUUUCCGGAUGGUAGACAAGGCCAUCCGUGCAGUGGGCGAGAUCGUGGGGAGAUCCACGCCGUGGUACGAGCGGUUCAAAGAGCUCCAGAUCGUGAUCCACAGCACCAACCUCGAGCACCAGGGACUGUUCGACGUGCGCUGGCUCUCCCGUGCCGAUGCGGUCAACCGGCUUGUCAAGAUUUUGGGGUCGGCAAUCGUGCUCUUUCUGGAGUACAAGCACAAGAUCGCCUCGGUUGUGAAGACCCUGAAAUUCCACUUCUGUCUGUAUUUCCUGGCAGACAUUUUGGGGGAGUUGAACUCCCUGAACCGUUUCUUCCAACGACGCAAGGUAAAACGUGCCCUAAAGGAUUGUUGA
Messenger RNA from Closterium sp. Naga37s-1, 1341 nucleotides. The record is from the annotation of a GenBank genome assembly. NCBI's taxonomy places the organism in Eukaryota, Viridiplantae, Streptophyta, Zygnematophyceae, Desmidiales, Closteriaceae.